Molecule: messenger RNA, 643 nt
Organism: Cyprinus carpio (common carp)
Lineage: Eukaryota; Metazoa; Chordata; Actinopteri; Cypriniformes; Cyprinidae
Exons: 5
Coding region: 1-618 (205 amino acids)
Source: RefSeq, a predicted model, not a curated record
AUGGCAAUCACUUAUGCCAAACAGCGGGAAUACAUCAACGCAAAGCCUUCCCCAAGCAUUCUGGAUGUGGAUAUGGACAAAAAGGGUAAAAGACUCCUGGAUUUCUUCAGUAGUCAGAUUACAAAGUGGAGGAAAGAAGUAAGAGCUGUUCUGAAGGAAGCCAUAAAGAAGGACCGAGAAGGAUCUGAUGGCCUAGCAGCGAUGCUUGUGAUGUUGGCACACUUCAAAGAGCAAGAGGAGUCACUUUUUUUUCUCAUUGCUGAUGAGACUACCACUCCCGCAGACGCAGAGGCCCAGCUGUCUCUCCCAGUCACUCCAAGGAUCAUCAUGCUCGGAGACACAAUCCUGACUGCAAAAAAAUGGAUGCUGUCGAUCGAGGGGAGGGUUGUAAUCCCACCUGGUGCUCACAUGGCAGACUUCACCACUGCCUUGGCCACUCUCUUCGCCUGUUACUAUGUAUUCAACCUAGAGUAUCAGGUGGAAGCCAGCACAACACUGGAGUUUGUUCAGAGGGCUCCAAUUAGGAUUCUAGGUCUCCAAGGUCAGGGCAUGCAAGAGGCCAUAGUGGCAGGGGAAGUUUAUUUUCCUUUCUGUUUUAAAUGUUCAUGCAAAUGUUAAAUAUUAAAUUUUUUUUAAUGUUCAA